Molecule: messenger RNA, 711 nt
Organism: Aphanomyces astaci
Lineage: Eukaryota; Oomycota; Saprolegniomycetes; Saprolegniales; Verrucalvaceae
Exons: 1
Coding region: 26-664 (212 amino acids)
Source: RefSeq, a predicted model, not a curated record
CAAACAGACAGAUAUACCCUUUCACAUGGCCGACAAACCCACCCCCACCAAGUCCGCGGUAGAGCCCCUCGCAAUCGCCACCGACACCCUCCAUAUUGACGCGCCACAUGCCACGCCCGUCCAGGCUUCUGGAAGGUCGGCGCACUACUUUCGGAACUGCUGCAUCGCAUUUGCCGCGGUUAUCGUGCUCAGCGUCGGGGGAACGAUGAUUUGGUACAUGUGCUCGGACCCUGUCGAAGCGUUUUCGGAGCCUCCUCCCGCUUACAACGCCAGUGCGUGCCAAGCCUGCUCUCAACUCGGCUACAUUGACAUGCGACCGUCCAAGUACCGCCGGUACAACGGGGUUGAAGACAUUUGCCCCAGCUCGUUGUUUCCUGGAGACAACGUGGAAUGGCUUCCGAUGAAACCGAUUUCAUCGUCGUGCUGUUGCCCCCUCACGGUCCCAAGUCGUGAAGCAUCCGACUACUACUACCGCAUCGACUAUCCCUAUACAUUUAACGCCACCACGUCCGACAAUUGUACUUGCAAGUACAAGUACAGCUCAAAGUCCGAUAUGGGGUCGACCCGAGGAUGGACUAUGGUUUUUGCUAUAUGCGGCAUUCUAAUUGUGAUCGUUGUGUGGUGGUGUAUGGUGGGCUGCCAUAUGAUGCUGUGUCGCAAGUAGGCUGCCAAGCUACAGCACAGUACCUAACAACCAAAUGUUUGAACCAC